Cavenderia fasciculata is the source of this 213-nucleotide messenger RNA. RefSeq lists its product as uncharacterized. NCBI's taxonomy places the organism in Eukaryota, Evosea, Eumycetozoa, Acytosteliales, Cavenderiaceae. The transcript has a single exon. The coding region runs from base 1 to 213 and encodes 70 amino acids. The record is from RefSeq and is a predicted model, not a curated record.
AUGCCAGCGUCUAGUAACCGGUUGAAUCCACCAAUAUCAAGUGUUCUAAGAUGUUUUAAACUCUCACCCAACUCUUUACCAAGAGGAUUAUUGAAAUGUGGUGAGAGAAUGAGUGAGCGUAGUCUUGAUGGUAGAGAUCCGGGUGCAGGUGAUAUAUUGAUGACGUGCAAGAGUGAUUCAGGCAAUACGCCAACAGAAAUCAUCGAGUUGUAG